Messenger RNA from Culicoides brevitarsis, 3542 nucleotides. RefSeq names its product regulator of nonsense transcripts 2 (gene Upf2). Gene Ontology annotation, cellular component: cytoplasm; exon-exon junction complex. Bases 99 to 3464 code for a protein of 1121 amino acids. Lineage: Eukaryota; Metazoa; Arthropoda; Insecta; Diptera; Ceratopogonidae. The transcript is spliced from 3 exons. The record is from RefSeq and is a predicted model, not a curated record. Gene Ontology annotation, molecular function: RNA binding; protein binding. Gene Ontology annotation, biological process: nuclear-transcribed mRNA catabolic process, nonsense-mediated decay.
AUCAGAAUCAAAACAAACUUUUUUGGUGAUGAUAACAAAUUGAAAAAUAUCCGAAUUUUAUUCGAAAUAACACGAAAAAGAUCAAGAACUGCGAAAAAAUGUCAUCCGAAAAGACAGAAACUGAGGAAGGCACUUCCGAGCCACAAGUUGACGACGAGGCCGAGCUACGGCAAUACAUCGAAGAAAUGUGCGCGAAAAUCAAGCUGAAAGAAAAAUUGCGCGACGAAAAUACCAAAGUCAAUUACCCGCCAGAGGAGUUUUUCACGAAACUCGAUUCAAGUUUGAAGAAAAACACGGCAUUCGUGAAGAAGGUUAGACAAUUCACUGCCAGUCAAGUGGAUGCGUUGCUGAACGACAUUGCUGGACUGAACUUGACAAAAUACAUCUCGGAGAUCUCGUUUGCCUUGUCCGAGACGAAACUAAAGUUGUCCGAUAUUCCCGCAGCUGUUACUUUAUGCACGAGGAUUCACCAAAUUUAUCCGGAGUUUGGGAAAAGUUUCCUCGAAAAUUGGCAAAAAAUAUUGACGAUCAAGCCGGGCGAGAAAGUAACGAAUCCGAGUAAAAUGCGCGUGGAUUUGAGAUUUUUCGCGGAAUUGUUGAGUUGUGGCGUCUUCCCCAUCAAAGCUGGCUUAAAUACGCUCGGAUCAACGCUGGUGAAUCUCAUUCAGCAUGACAAGACGGAACACGCAAAUCUCUCCAUCAUAAUUUCCUUUUGCAAAAAUUGCGGCGAAGAAUUUGCCGGAUUGCAUCCCAUGCGAAUGAUUCAACUCGCGGAAAAAUACAAAAUAGAUCUUCCAAAAUCCACGUUGUUGCCGGUGGAAAAGCAAACGGGUCUCCAAACACUGCUGAAAGACUAUUACACGAGCUUAGCGAAACACCUGAAGGCGGAACACAAAGAACUCCAAAUCGCGGAACGGAGCAAACGAAAACAAAUCCAGUCCAAAGGUGAAAUUUCGCAGGAAAAACGUGACCAAUUGGAAGCUCUGCAAGCGACUUACGACAAACUUUUCACCUCAACGCAAGUCCUCUCCGAUUUACUGAGUCAACCGAUGCCGGAACUCGUGGUCGAAGCAGAUCCCACCGACGAAGGCGGCAUAAUUAACGUCAACGAUGACUUUAGCAACGUUCAUCUCGAUCCAUGGGGCGACGAGGACACGCGAAUGUUUUACACGGAUCUGCCUGAUUUGCGGGGAAUUUUGCCAAAUUACUCGGCGCCGAAGGAAGUUUCGCCCGAUCAAGCGGAUCAGGAACAAGUAACGGAAGAAACGUUAGACGAAGAUGUUGAACCCGAACUGAAAUUCGAUCCGAGUAUCGAAGUGGAAGCGGAAGGAGCUGCAAGUGCUGUGACAGAGCCUGACCCACCGACGCCGGAACAUGGAAAGAUCCAAAUUGCCAGUAAACAGAAAUUUGAAGUGUUUUUGCAAAACUUGUCGAAUUGCGUGAACAAAGAAAUGGCAGAUAGUGCCGCGAUUGAAUUUUUGUUGAACUAUAAUAUCAAGCCGUACAGGAAAAAAUUGGUCAGAAAUUUAUUUUCGGUGCAUCGAACACGUUUAGAUCUCCUUCCGAUGUACGGGCGAAUCAUGGCAGUGAUAAAUCUCGUAGCGCCCGAUGCUGCCAUUGACCUGUGUCAACUCCUGAAGAACGAUUUCAAGUACCAAGUUGCCAAAAGGGACCAAAUUAACAUCGAGUCCAAGAUAAAAGUGAUCCGAUUUAUUGGGGAACUCGUCAAAUUCGGUCUUUAUGCGAAGCUGGAAGCACUGAUGUGUCUCAAAAUUCUCCUUUACAACUUCCAACAUCAUCAAAUCGAGAUGACGUGCGCUUUCUUGGAGGUGUGUGGCCAAUAUUUGUACAAUUGCAAGGAAAGUCGACUACGGACAUUGGCAGCUUUGGAAAAAAUGAUGCGUUUGAAGACCGCACAUGCUUUAGAUCCACGUCACGUCGCACAAGUAGAAAAUUGUUACUUUUUGGUGAAGCCUCCGGAUGAUGUUGGGGUGCAAGUGAAACAGAGACCUCCCAUGCACACCUACAUCCGUCACUUGAUAUUCGAGGAACUGAACAAAUCGAACGUCGAUAUGAUGAUAAAACUCAUGCGAAGACUCGAUUACACAGAUGCCGAACUAACAGACUACAUCGUCAAAUGUCUCACAAAAGCCUAUGAAUUGCGAUAUCACUUGAUAAAAUAUCUCGCUGAUUUGCUGUCGGGCUUGAGUUCGUAUCGGGAGCAAGUUGUGGCACGCGUUAUUGAUAAUGUCUUUGAAGAUGUUCGAGCGGGACUGGAAAUUCAUUCACCGAAAUUGGCACAACGGAGGAUCGCGAUGGUCACGUAUUUGGGAGAGAUGUUCAAUUAUCGACUCGUGAGUGCGUCACACAUGGUGAAUACGUUGUACUUGAUAAUUUCCUUUGGCGUGACGAUGAACUACGAAUUUCCGUCGGAUGUUGAUCCGCCUGGCAGUAUGUUCAGACUGAAGUUGGCUUGUACACUCUUGAGCACGUGUGGCCUGUAUUUUACGAAGCAAUCGCACAGAAAAAUGCUCGAUUACUUUAUCGUCUUUUUGCAACGUUAUUACUGGUUCAAGAAAGAAGAUCCCGUCUUCACAAACAACGAAAAUGCUGAUCUCUUCCCCAUCUUGAUCGAACACGCUUACAAAGAAUGUCUCACAACAAUUCGUCCCAAAAUUAAAUUCUACAAAAAUUUCGAAGAGGCAAACAAAGCCGUGGAAAAACUAAAACGCCAACUUUAUCCAAACAUCGACGAACAAAAUCAAGAGACAAAACUCGAAGCGAUCUCCGAAGUAGCUGAAAGUGGUCGCGAAGGCGAAAACACGGAAGAACUCACCUCAGAAGCUGUCGACUCCGACGACGACGAAUUCAAACCGCGCGAAAUGAUGGAAGAAGAAUACGAACCCGAACCCGACGAAAUUAGCGAACAAGAUUUGCAACGAGGACACGAAGUGACCGCACGAAAGGACGAAAAAACGCAAGAAGACCUCGAAUUCGAGCAAAUGUUCGAAAAACUCGCGCAAGAAAGCUACCAAGAACGUUUGCGAGAAGCAGCGAAAAUCACGCCAGCGACGAAAGAUAUUCCAGUUCCGACGACGGGCAAACAACCGAUCAAGAAAACGUACGAGCAGCUACAAACAGCGGAACCAGAAGCUCCCACAGACUCGGUGCCGUUUACUUUGAUGGUGCGUGGCUCAAAAGCUGGAAAGCAGCAGUUGAAAGUAUUCCAGGCGCCAAUUGAGAGUCAUCUCGCGCAAAAUUUGUUGAAACAAAAGGAGCAGCUGCGAGAAGAAAAUGAACGCGUGAAGAGAUUAACGUUGAAUAUCACCGAACGGAUCGAAGAAGAGGACUAUCAAGAGUCACUUUUGCAACGACCUGCCCAAAUACCGCAGUUCCGAAACCAAAAAUAUCAAAAGUUUAAGCAUCAGAAGGGCGUCCCAGAUGCCGAUAAAAUUUUCAAUUGAGACCUCGAAGAGGUCGCAGCUGUUACAUGCGCAAAUUAUGUGAAAAAUUUCUUUUGUAAAGAAAAUAAAUGGAAAUUA